ACGGGCAAAUGCCCUGAGCUGCCACCGCCGCCGCCGCCGACUCGGCCGGUGGCGGUGUGGGAGACGGGCGUCCGGCCCCGGGCCGCUGAGUGUGACGGACGGGGCCGGGGGCCGCCGGGCGCCGCGGCGUCGGCGGCUCCGCGCGGACCAUGUAUUUCCUGAGCGGCUGGCCCAAGAGGCUGCUCUGCCCUCUGGGGAGCCCGGCCGAGGCGCCUUUCCACGUUCAGUCCGACCCCCAGAGGACUUUCUUCGCCGUGCUGGCCCCGGCCCGCCUCAGCAUCUGGUACAGCCGACCUAGUGUAUUAAUCGUAACCUACAAGGAACCUGCAAAAUCAUCUUCUCAGUUUGGAUCCUACAAGCAAGCUGAAUGGAGGCCAGAUAGUACCAUGAUAGCUGUGUCAACGGCAAAUGGCUACAUCUUGUUUUUUCAUAUAACAUCUACAAGAGGGGACAAGUACCUUUAUGAACCAGUGUAUCCCAAAGGAAGUCCACAAGUGAAGGGGACACCCCAUUUUAAGGAAGAACAGUGUGCCCCAGCAUUAAAUUUAGAGAUGAGGAAAAUAUUGGAUUUGCAAGCACCCAUCAUGAGUUUGCAGUCUGUGCUGGAAGAUCUCCUGGUUGCUACUUCUGAUGGACUUCUUCAUCUUAUUCACUGGGAAGGAAUGACAAAUGGGAGGAAAGCUAUUAAUCUUUGUACAGUACCCUUUUCAGUAGACCUCCAGUCAUCUAGAGCAGGUUCAUUCCUGGGCUUUGCAGAUGUGCACAUUAGAGACAUGGAAUACUGUGCCACACUUGAUGGGUUUGCUGUUGUGUUUAAUGAUGGUAAAGUUGGAUUUAUCACACCAGUGUCAAGUAGAUUUACUGCAGAGCAGCUUCAUGGAGUUUGGCCACAAGAUGUUGCUGAUGGAACUUGUGUAGCAGUAAAUAACAAGUAUCGACUGAUGGCGUUUGGUUGUGCGAGUGGUUCUGUACAGGUUUAUACAAUAGAUAACACCACUGGAGCCAUGCUACUAUCUCAUAAACUGGAGUUAACAGCAAAACAAUAUCCUGACAUUUGGAACAAAACAGGAGCUGUUAAAUUGGUCAGAUGGUCUCCUGACAAUAGUGUUGUAAUAGUGACCUGGGAAUACGGAGGCCUUUCUUUAUGGAGUGUAUUUGGAGCUCAGCUGAUUUGUACACUUGGAGGAGAUUUUGCUUAUAGGUCUGAUGGUACCAAAAAAGAUCCCCUUAAGAUCAACUCUAUGAGCUGGGGUGCCGAAGGCUAUCACCUAUGGGUAAUCAGUGGAUUUGGUUCUCAAAAUACUGAAAAUGAGUCUGACUCCAAGAGCAUAGUUAAACAGCCUAGCAUUCUACUAUUUCAGUUUCUCAAGAGUGCACUCACUGUAAACCCUUGUAUGAGUAACCAAGAGCAAGUGUUGCUUCAGGGGGAAGAUCGAUUGUACUUGAACUGUGGAGAGGCCUCACAAACCCAGAAUCCCAGGAGUACUUCGGCACACUCUGAUCAUAAGCCCAGUCAGGAAAAGAGCCCGUUUGCAGAUGGCAGUUUAGAGUCUCAGAGUUUAAGCACUUUACUUGGUCAUCGGCAUUGGCAUGUAGUACAGAUUUCCAGCACCUAUCUAGAGAGCAAUUGGCCUAUACGGUUUUCAGCUAUUGAUAAGCUCGGACAGAAUAUUGCUGUGGUUGGCAAGUUUGGUUUUGCACAUUACUCUUUACUCACCAAAAAAUGGAAGCUUUUUGGAAACAUUACCCAGGAGCAAAAUAUGAUUGUGACAGGUGGCUUAGCCUGGUGGAAUGAUUUUAUUGUCCUUGCAUGCUAUAACAUAAGUGAUCAUCAAGAAGAGCUCAGAGUAUACUUGAGAACGUCAAAUCUGGACAAUGCUUUUGCUCAUGUCACCAAAACACAAGCAGAAACAUUACUGCUUAGUGUCUUCCGGGACAUGGUAAUAGUAUUUAGAGCCGACUGUUCAAUAUGCCUUUACAGUAUUGAAAGAAAACCUGAUGGUCCAAAUACUGCUGGUAUUCAAGUUCUUCAGGAAGUCUCCAUGUCACGCUACAUUCCUCACCCUUUCCUGGUAGUAUCUGUCACUCUGACAUCAGUGAGUACAGAGAAUGGAAUCACCUUGAAAAUGCCACAGCAGGCUCGUGAUGCAGAGAGCAUUAUGCUAAAUCUUGCAGGGCAGCUCAUCAUGAUGCAGAGGGACAGGUCAGGCCCUCAGAUCCGGGAGAAGGACAGUAACCCUAGCCAAAGGAAACUUCUGCCAUUCUGUCCUCCUGUUGUACUAGCCCAGUCUGUUGAAAAUGUCUGGACCACGUGUCGAGCAAAUAAACAAAAGCGUCACCUUUUGGAGGCCCUCUGGCUGAGCUGUGGGGGUUCAGGGAUGAAAGUUUGGCUCCCCCUCUUCCCUAGGGAUCACCGCAAGCCCCAUUCCUUCCUGUCCCAGCGGAUCAUGCUGCCUUUCCACAUAAAUAUCUACCCCCUGGCUGUUCUGUUUGAAGAUGCAUUAGUCCUUGGUGCUGUCAAUGACACUGUACUCUAUGAUUCUUUGUAUACUCGGAACAGUGCUAGGGAACAGCUGGAGGUGCUCUUCCCUUUCUGUGUUGUGGAGAGAACCUCUCAGAUCUACCUCCACCACAUUCUACGUCAGCUGCUGGUGAGGAACCUUGGGGAACAAGCCUUGCUCUUAGCCCAGUCCUGUGCUGCGUUACCUUACUUUCCUCACGUGCUGGAGCUCAUGCUCCAUGAAGUGCUGGAAGAAGAAGCUACCUCACGGGAGCCCAUUCCCGACCCUCUGCUUCCCACUGUGGCAAAAUUUAUCACCGAGUUCCCACUCUUCCUGCAGACAGUUGUUCAUUGUGCCAGGAAGACUGAAUAUGCCCUGUGGAAUUACCUUUUUGCAGCUGUUGGAAACCCCAAGGACUUGUUUGAGGAAUGUCUGAUGGCUCAGGAUUUGGAUACUGCUGCCUCGUACCUUAUUAUUUUACAGAACAUGGAAGUCCCAGCAGUAAGUAGGCAACAUGCCACCCUUCUGUUCAACACAGCCCUGGAACAAAGCAAGUGGGACCUGUGUCGACACAUGAUUCGAUUUCUUAAAGCCAUUGGCUCUGGAGAAUCUGAGACGCCUCCAUCCACACCUACAGCUCAGGAACCCAGUUCAAGUGGUGGAUUUGAGUUCUUCAGGAAUCGAAGCAUCAGUUUAUCCCAGUCAGCUGAAAAUGUUCCUGCUAGUAAAUUCAGCUUACAGAAAACACUAAGUAUGCCGUCUGGCCCUUCUGGAAAAAGAUGGAGCAAAGACAGUGACUGUGCUGAGAACAUGUAUAUUGAUAUGAUGCUCUGGAGACAUGCCCGGCGUCUCUUAGAAGAAGUUCGGCUAAAGGAUCUCGGCUGCUUUGCAGCCCAGCUGGGCUUUGAACUAAUUAGUUGGCUAUGCAAGGAACGUACCCGAGCUGCCCGAGUAGACAACUUUGUGUUAGCCCUGAAGAGACUCCACAAAGAUUUCCUGUGGCCACUUCCCAUCAUCCCAGCUUCUUCUCUCAGUUCUCCUUUCAAAAAUGGAAAAUACCGCACAGUGGGAGAGCAGCUGUUAACGUCCCAGUCAGCUGACCCUUUUUUGAACCUUGAGAUAGAUGCUGGCAUCUCUAAUGUCCAACGAAGUCAGAGCUGGCUGGGCAACAUCGGCCCCACCCAUCAUGAGAUAGACACAGCCUCGUCCCAUGGACCACAGAUGCAAGACGCCUUCCUUUCACCUUUAUCUAAUAAAGGUGAUGAAUGCAGUAUUGGUUCAGCCACAGACUUGACUGAAAGUAGCUCCAUGGUGGACGGAGACUGGACAAUGGUGGAUGAAAAUUUCUCCACACUCAGUUUAACUCAGUCAGACCUAGAGCACAUCUCCAUGGAGUUGGCAAGUAAAGGGCCUCACAAAUCCCAGGUUCAGCUUCGGUAUUUGCUACACAUCUUCAUGGAGGCAGGAUGUCUGGACUGGUGCGUUGUUAUAGGCCUGAUUCUCAGAGAAUCCUCAAUAAUCAACCAGAUUUUGGUUAUUAUACAAUCUUCAGAGGUAGAUGGAGAGAUGUUACAGAACAUAAAGACAGGGCUGCAUGCUGUGGACAGAUGGGCCUCUACAGAUUGUCCUGGAUAUAAGCCAUUUUUAAACAUCAUUAAGCCACAACUGCAGAAGCUCAGUGAGAUAACAGAAGAGCAGGUCCAGCCUGAAGCCUUCCAGCCAAUAACUGUGGGUAAGACUCCUGAACAGACUAGCCCCCGGGCAGAGGAGAACAGGAGCUCCUCCGGCCACGGGAGCAUCCCCCAGGGCGAGUUCGGAGGUAGCAGUUUGGUCAGCCGGAAAGAGGAGGACACAACCCGAGCAGAGGAGGAGGAACCUUUUCAGGAUGGGACUUACGACUGUUCUGUGUCCUAACAACAAUGGGUGCCGUCACCACGGGCAGUAUUAAUUAGCAGCAGCAUGCAGCUGAGGACACUGUGACCUAGUUGGAUGAUUUAACCAGGGAGAGAACUCAGCUCAGAGACUCUGGUAAGGUAUUACUAAAUUUUAACUAACUCUUUCUCCUCUAAGAAAUCUCUUUGAGUCCAUAAAAAUGUGAUAUCAAAAAAAUCAUCUUUCAUAAAAAAAUUUUUUUAAGCUGCAGUGGAAGUAAUAAAGAAUAUUGUACAGAUGUACAUGAGAAUAUUUUGGUUUUAUUCUUAAAGGUUGGUAGUUCUUAAACCACAGGGAUUGUUUUGCCCCAGAUGAGCAAAACACUUUUCACUACUUACAGCUUCCUAUGUUUUCCGGUUCAGCAUGUGUUCAGACUGCUUUUUAAAAACAAACGCUAAGGUGCUUGCUGUAGCUCAUCAAGUACCCGAGCUACCUGUAUGCCCCCUUGGAUCGAGAGCACUGGCCUCCCUAACUGGGCCUCUGAAUAGAUGCCUGCCCGAGCGUAAGAGGUGCCUGUAUGAAGGAGACAUGCUCCUCUGCUAGCCUGUUAAAUCCCGGUCCUGAAUGGAUGGAAGCUAUUUACCUGUGAGUCAGUGUGCCUGCUUUUUAGCAAGCUUGGUUCCUGCUAGGUCAGCGUGGGCUGAGGUCUGAGGAGUUCGUAUCAAUUAUGCUAUUAGAUACCACUAAACUAUUUUGUAUCAAAGAAUUGUUAUCUUUUUGUGAGUACUCUUGUGUAAGUAUACUCAAAGGCACUGUUCAUAUUUUUAGGGCUUGUACUAUAAUUUGUAAGGUUUUAUGCUGGAUUCUGCAUGGCUAUAGAUACUCACUCUUGGAACAAAGACAGGGCUUGCUCUUCUUUCCAAAAUAUAAGCAGUCUUCAUAGAGGAAGACAGGUUUAUUGGCUUGGUCAUAAGGUAACAGAAAUGGUCACACUGAUCAUGAAAUGAAACAGGUUUUGUGCAAAUUAAUGUAGUUUCUUAUUUAUUGCUUUUGUAAAUUGAAUAAAAAUGGACUUUUAUGUAAAUAGACUGCUGAAUCCUGUAUUA
Molecule: messenger RNA, 5479 nt
Organism: Eubalaena glacialis (North Atlantic right whale)
Lineage: Eukaryota; Metazoa; Chordata; Mammalia; Artiodactyla; Balaenidae
Gene: RIC1
Product: RIC1 homolog, RAB6A GEF complex partner 1
Exons: 26
Coding region: 150-4415 (1421 amino acids)
Biological process (GO): intracellular protein transport; retrograde transport, endosome to Golgi
Cellular component (GO): cytosol; Golgi membrane; Ric1-Rgp1 guanyl-nucleotide exchange factor complex
Molecular function (GO): protein binding
Source: RefSeq, a predicted model, not a curated record